Molecule: messenger RNA, 6117 nt
Organism: Trichosurus vulpecula (common brushtail)
Lineage: Eukaryota; Metazoa; Chordata; Mammalia; Diprotodontia; Phalangeridae
Gene: CFAP65
Product: cilia and flagella associated protein 65
Exons: 34
Coding region: 1-6117 (2038 amino acids)
Source: RefSeq, a predicted model, not a curated record
AUGCUCACCCAGGUGAAGAGCUGGGCUUUGAGCCCUGACUCUUUGCAGAAACCCAGCGACAGCUUUGAUUAUACCAUUAACUCCAGCCCAACCUUCAGUGUCACCAGCAGGGCCAGUGCAGCUGGAAGCUCUUCAAGUACUUAUGCCUGGACCAACGCUAGCUUCAGUGCCCAGCCAGAACAAGGUCUAGGGACCCAACGAUGCAUACAGAAGAAGCAGAGCAAAGUGAAGAAGGGGGUCUUCUGGGGCAUCCAGGUGGUUGAGUCACUGGUUUGGAAGAACUGGAGAUUGGGCAAGGAGAUCACCAAGAACUUGACUUUGAAAAAUUUAAACAUAAAAACCCAGAAGCUGAAAUACAGGCUUCCCAGCACUAAGUUCUUCUUCACAGUGUACCCACAACCCAUCUUCUUGAGUCCUGGGAUGUCCUUUACUCUUCCUAUAAUCUUCCGGCCCUUGGAAGAGAAGGAGUAUGUGGAUCAGCUAUGUUUUGUAAUGGCAGAAGGUGAGUUUUCAGUGGAGCUCAAAGCCACCCUGCCUAGCCACCAGCUGUUCUGCCCCCCAUCACUGCAGUUGCCUUUAUGUGCUGUGUCUGAUUCCACCGAGGCCUGGUUCAAUCUGUGCAAUGUGGGGGACCUGCCCACCUUCUUCACAUGGGAUUUCCCCAACCCAUUUCAUGGGCUGCCCUCCACGGGGUUGUUGGAACCAGGCUCAGUUUGCCAGAUCAAGGUUGUGUUCCAGCCUCUCGUUGCCCUCAUCUAUGAUGUCCAGGCCAUUUGUUGGUAUGGGAAGACUAGUGAGCAGAAAAUUACCAUGCAACUCCAAGCUGUUGCUAAAUGCCCCCAGAUAAUGGUAUAUGUAAACAGAGAAGGGGCUGAGGAGAUUGACCUGGAAUCCUCCCAGAAGGUGGUGAACUUUGGUCCUGCCCCAGUGGGCUACACUAUGAAGAAGUGCAUCCAGCUGUUUAACCCAUCUGUGGUGAAUGCCCCAUUCCGAAUCGAGGCUAACCGAGACCUGUAUGAGGACGACCGAGUGUUCACCUGCCCGAUCAUACGAGGGAUUGUGUCUCCUGGGGAGCAGAUGUGGCUUCCUCUGUUAUUCCGUCCCCAGACUGUGGGCCUUCAGAGCAUUGACUACAUUACAAUUUUACCACCUGGGAGCACCUCGAAUGUCUCCCUUAAAAUAACUGGUUUAUGUGCAGGCCCUGCUGUGUCCUUGAAGCAUUACUGCAUUGAUUUCAACUGGAUCACCUUAGGCCAGUGUGCCACAAAAUCUCUGAUGAUCCAUAAUGAUGCCGAUUGCCCUGCUUACUUCAUGUUUGAGCUUGAUAACCAAGAGAGUGUCUUCUCCUUGGAGCCUCAAAGUGGGUUUCUGGGUAGUAGGGAGCAGAAAAUGCUGACUAUCACCUUCCAGCCCACCCACCCUAUCAUCUGCUACCGAAGGGUGGCAUGUCUGAUCCACCAUCAGGAACCACUGUUCUUGGAUAUCAUUGGGACCUGCCACUCUGAUAGCGCCAAGCCAGCCAUCCUGAGACCCCGGCACCUUAAGUGGUAUCGUACCCACAUGGCACGGGGGUUGAUACUGUUUUCACCAGACAUAUUGGGCACCAUGCUGAGGGAGAAGAAGCUCGCUCGGGAUGAAGACGGAGCGCUCAUGCUGUGCCAUGAGGACCCUGAGGAGCCGCCCCCUGCAAAAUAUCCAUCAAUUCCACCCCUGAGUGAAUAUUUCCUGGAUGGGACCAGUGACACAGCCAUCUUCCCUCCAACGGUCAGCAUAGAGCCCCUUGUGGUGAACUUCGGCAGGUGCUCUAGUUCUGAGGAACUCCACCCCUUCCCACUCUGCCUGACCAAUCACACCAGAGGCAAGAUUACAGUUGUCUGGACUUAUAAAGCCAACAGUCCCUUCCAUGUGGUGCCUGAUGUGGUUGACAUUCCCCCACUCAAGAAUACAGCCGUCCGCCUGCACUUCCUGCCUCAAUAUCCCAACAAAAUCUAUGCUGCUGAACUCGAGGCCUUUGCCUACUACAAGGUACUAAGGAGCUAUAACAACAUAGAGGAAGACUGUACUGUGUUUCCAUCUUGGUGCCUUAGACUGAUGGCCAUGGGGCAUACCUACGAAGUGGACAAGGAGCACAAUUUCCCUCGUUAUACCUUAGAUGUCCCCAAGCUCUUCCCUGCAGUUUCUUCCAACACCAUGAGCUACCGUACCUUGUUACUCUGCAACACUGGAUCUUUGAUGUUCACCUUCAACCUGAUGCCAAGUAGCAGCCCAGAAGUCACAUUCCGACCCACCUCUGGCUUCAUCCUUCCUGGGGCCUGCCAGAUCUUUCUCCUUUCCACUUGCCCCAAGGACAUCCCCUGGAAACAGCACUCAUUAACCCUGCAGUUCAACUUUUGCCCCAAGUAUAUCAAGGAAAUCAUGAUGAUGAGCCGGGAAGAACCACUGCAUCUUCAGCUGGAGUCUGGCACAACCCUCUUUUUGAAGCCCACUUAUGUGGGAGGCUCCUCCACCAGCCCCUUUACCAUCCGAAACACUACACGCCUGCCCCUGUCAUUUGAAUGGAAGUACACCUACCACAACAGCAAGGUGGUGUCUGUCCGGCCUUCCAAAGGGAUCAUCUUGCCCAAUGAGGCCAUGAUUCACAAAUGGACCUUCACUCCUAGUCUAGAGACCAAGUACCUGAUCCGAGCUGUCUUGUGGGGGUGGGAUGCAGGAGCAUCUUCUGGCCUUCCUCCUUCCCAAACAACUCACUACAUACUAAGAGUCAUUGGGGAGGGCAUUAAGGGCUUCAUUACUGCAAAAGAAAAAGAGCUGGACUUUGGGAAUGUGCUCGUGGACAGUGAGCAGAGGAAAGACCUGGUCCUGCUGAAUGAUGGGAACUGCACCCUUCGUUACCGCCUGUUUGUGGAGCAGUCAAUGAGAGGGCCUUGUGAUCCUGAGGAGGUGGAAAGUGACCCAAUUGUUCUGAAAAUGGACAAAAUGGAGGGAAUAUUGUCUGCCCGGUCACAGGAAACCAUCUGCCUUACUGCCUGCCCUACUCGUCGCCUGAAGUACACUUGGACCAUCAGCUGCUCCAUCCUCACCCAUAAAGAAAGUGAAUGUGGAGCUAAGGAGGUGGUGUGCAAGGUAACCAUGAUGGGUGUAUACCCAACCCUCUCAAUUUUGGAUGCCUGUGCAACAGGCAGCGCCGGGGGAAUCACUCGCCAACAUCUUUGGCGGCUCCUCUCCUUAGAAACUCUCAACAGCUACCUGGAGCGGGACCCCACCUCCUGGGAGCUCACCUAUAGGGUGCCUACCCGACACAGCACGAGCAGGAUUCCCUCCUUCUUCACCCCUUUGUUGCUUGAUUUCAAUUUUGGGGCCUCACCCAUUGGAUCUGAGCCCUCAGUGGUGUUCCUGUUGCUGAAGAACAGUGGCGUGGUACCCUUGAACUGGGCUUUCCUUUUCCCUAGUGACCAGCAAAUUGAUCUGGAGUUCUGGGCAGAAAGGACAGAGUUUGACUUUGCUGAAUUGCAUCAAAUGCGUGUUCAGGACAACCAGAUCUUCUCCAUCACCCCCAAGUCAGGAAGUCUGUGUCCUGGGCAGGAGCAGACAGUGGAGCUCACACACAGUCACAUCUUCGUUGGUACAGACCACCUGCCUGUGCUGCUCAAAGUGUCCCAUGGCCGAGAGAUUCUGCUAAACUUCAUAGGAGUGACCGUACAGGUAGGAGAAAAGUAUGUCCACUUCACAUCCACCAGUCAUCGGUUCACCCCAGUCACCAUUGGCACUGCCCUUCCCUCACGACAGAUUUAUGAACUAUAUAAUGGAGGUUCAGUACCUGUGUUAUAUGACAUCCAGCUGGAUCCUCUAUGGAAGGUCCAGAAACAAAAUUUCCAGCACCCCAUCUUCCAGUGCCUCAAUCCCCAUGGAGACAUACAGCCUGGCAAGACUACUCAAGUCUUCUGGAUAUUCUCACCAAUAGAGGCCAAGACCUACACUGUGGAUGUCCCCAUCCAUAUCCUGGGUUGGAACUCAGCUGUGAUCAGGUUUGAAGGUGUGGGCUAUGAUCGUUUCAUCAUGGGAGAUACAGCACCCUUCCAUGCUGUCACCACCAAUGACCAAACUCCAGUGGCCACCAAAUUGGUUGUACCUGGCCAGGUUGCAUUCCUAUCCCAGUCUCGAAUUUCCCUGGGCAACAUCCCAGUGUGCUCCAAAUCCAGCCGUCUCAUAUUCCUUAAUAAUGCCUCGGAGAAAGAGUCCAUCAUCUUCUCCUGGGACCUGGGGUCAUCAAGUAUAAUAGAUAAUGUGAUACUGAAACUAUCUCCCAUGAUGGGAGUGGUGGCUCCCGGGGAGAAUAUCCCUUGUGUGGUGACCAUGAAGGCCUCACAGCAUGCCUGUUUCUACAGUUUUGACAUGGUGUGCAAGGUUUACCUACAGAAAGCUCUGGCCCAGUAUGAAGCAGAGAUGCAGGCGUGGGAGAAGGAAAAGAACCGUCAAGAGGUUGAGUUUACAAUCACAGAAAAGAAUUUAGAGGGACUACGUGAAUUCUCGAAAUCUUCAUCCUGUACAGCGUGUGAUCGUGGCAGGAAGUAUAAGACCUUGCCCCCCAUCCAGAAACAACUGCCCUAUACCCCACCAGUCACUUGGAAUCUGAGGUGUCCCAAGACCGGGAAGAUCUGGCUCUACCCUGAGGCACCUAAGCCUUGCCUGCUCUACCUGGGCCUCACUGCCCGAGCCCAUAACAUGGAGGACUUCAUGGGGAACUUCUUCUCCGAAUCCCCCUGCUACUUCCUCUGCCAGCCACUCAGAGAGAAGAAAAACGAGGGAGAAUCGGUGAUAGCGGAGGAUGAACCUAAACAGGGCACAUUUUCUAGGCAGGCAAAGCAGGUCGUGACAGAUAUUCUGACCACAGUUAUCAGGGGCUUGCUGGAAGACAGGAAGUUCCAUGAAGAUGUGGAAAGUACCCUGGUAGAACCCAUUCCUUACUUCAGUCAGUUCUGGAGUGAGGAAUCAGCUCGGAUGCUAAACCAGAAAAGUAGCUUAGGCCACAUGUCUGAUAUCUCCACCUCGUGUGAGGGAGAAGAGGAGGAAGCAAAUCAAGAUGAAGACAAGGAGGAUGAGAUGGGAGAAGAUGAAGAAGAAUCCUGGGACAAGGGAAAGCUGUUUGGGUCCCUGGAUGAAAGUCUUUCUCCAAGCAGCAUACAGAAGAGGUCUCUGGAUCAGUUGCUGUCAGGAGGACUGAAUAGCAUACUGCAGGAAGAGAAUGCCCGGUGGGAAAAAGAGACUAUCUCCCGGCUGCCCAGCUUCCUGAGUCUUCGCCAGUCAGUGCUGGAAAACAUAAUCCAGAACAUCAUGAUCGAGGCCAGCCGUGGGGAGGUGGUGCUGACCAUGAAGCCCCGUGUCAUCGCCCUCCCUCCUCCACCACAGCCCCCCGUGAAGAUCUUACCCAGUGGGCCGACCCCAGACACAAUACCCCAGGGAUCCUCUGGGCAGUACCUAAACUUGGGCACUGUUCAACUGCCUCUGCCUCAGAUCAACACUUUCACGAAGACAUCCAUCUUCAGUGGCGUGGAGCUGACUCCGGCCAGGGACCACGCCACGCUGGCUGGCUUGAGGGAGGGAGCGGGGAGGGGCUGCUGGGGAGGGGCUGGGCUGGGCUGGGCAGGCCAGGUCCUGGCGCACCUGUUGUCUCGGCUGCCGGCCGGCUGGCCCGCCGACGUGUCAGCCCCGAGAGCCACGCAGGUGAGAGGAGUCGAGCGCCUGCGGCUCCGGGCCCUCGGCUGCUGUCAGAUUCGCUAUCCUGCCCCCCUCCCCGGCCCCCCACCCGACGCCCGGCCAGCAGCAGCCAGCAGAAGGAGGAGGAAACGCCGCAGGGGCCGUGAGCAAGCCGAAACCAGGACCCACUCCGGUGAUCCCGUGCCCGUGUCCCAGGCUCUCCGCUCCCGGCCCGCGCCGAGCCCCUCGCACAAACCGGACCUGAACGUUUUGUUCGUUCGGCUCGCCGCCAGAACCCGCCCACCCUGCCCCACCCGGCACUCAGGGCCCUGUCCCGGGGACUGUGGCAGUCUGUGUUACAGUCCAUGGGGCCGGGAGCUCAUCUGGUUGUGGGAGAGUGUAGUAGCUACCCCUCAGAUUUAG